This is a messenger RNA of Mercenaria mercenaria, 1657 nucleotides long. Its product is annotated as putative G-protein coupled receptor F59B2.13. The record is from RefSeq and is a predicted model, not a curated record. NCBI's taxonomy places the organism in Eukaryota, Metazoa, Mollusca, Bivalvia, Venerida, Veneridae. The transcript has a single exon. Gene Ontology annotation, biological process: G protein-coupled receptor signaling pathway. Gene Ontology annotation, molecular function: G protein-coupled receptor activity. Gene Ontology annotation, cellular component: membrane. Bases 1 to 1200 code for a protein of 399 amino acids.
AUGAAUACAUCCGGCACAACGCUUUUUGAAAAUUUUACAACGGAAAACGUAACAUUUAGAAAUAAUCUCUCUUCGUCAAUAGCUAAUAGAACUACACUGUCGACUACUACUACUACAUCGGACAUUUCGCCACCAAUUGAUGACAUUCUCAGUGUAUACUGGGAAUACAACACGGCGUACAAUCUUGGUCUCUAUGGGUUCCCAGUAUUAAUAAUUCUAGGAACGAUUGGUAAUAUUUUAUCACUUGUAGUCAUGCUUAGAGAAAAUAUGCGACGACGAACAACUUGCUUUUAUAUGUCAAUGGUGGCCAUUUUUGAUACACUUGUGUUAAAUUUUUCUUGCCUGUUGCAGUGGCUGGAAUAUAUUCAAGGGCAAGAUGUCAUUUGGUUAAGAAGUAGUGCCGCGUGCAAAAUUAGUUUUUUCUUCUCUUACACAUUUUUUCAUACAUCAGUCUGGCUCUUGGUAAUAACGACUGUUGAAAGGUUCCUGGUGGUUCUGUUUCCUUUACAAGCGUUCAAAAUAACAUCAAUCGCACGUGCUAGAAUAACUGUUCUAGCACUUAUCGUAGUUACGAUAGUGGUAAACUCACAUUUUUUCUGGACCCUUUAUCUUAAUGAAAUAAAGCUUUGCACUUAUUUGGAAGUCUUUGAACACUUCCAUAAAAAUAUUUGGCCAUGGAUAGAUAUUACUGUCUACUUAUUUUUGCCUUUCUUGUUGUUGCUGAUAUUCAACGUGCUUAUCAUAAUUAUCCAUCGGAGAUCCAUAAAGCGAAGGGCGAAACUACAGAUUGGCAAGCCGAGAACCAGAAGCUCAAAUCAAGGGAGGCAACUUCAACUUACUGCUACGCUUUUGAUGGUGACCUUCACCUUUCUAUUUCUCUCUACACCAUCCGUUAUUUUGAUUGGUAUCAAACAAUAUUUUGAAGUUGUCGACUUACGAGACACUGCAAUAUAUCAACUUUUGUCUACAGUUACAAUGUUUUGUUUAUACGUUAGCCAUGCUGUAAACUGUCUGCUUUAUUGUAUCGGUGGACAGAUGUUUAGGAGUGAGCUAUGGAAAAUCUUAACAUGUAAAUGUGUUCUUGCACGUGCAGGAUCAUCCGUACUCUCGGAUUUCACAAUGCGAACGACCAGACUCAGUGAGCCUUCAGUACCUGGAAGUCCUGGUCUAGCCAGAAGAGAAACAGAAAAUUAUUUUUGAAAGAAAUCUACGUAAGUCUAAGGCAUCAUCUCUAAAAGAAAGUACAUCUAAUGAAAAGGGGAUUGAUCACCGAAUACGUAGUACAUAAGCAAAGUAAGGUAUACAAAAACACAUGCACAGUCCGGUUUCGGUAGACUAUGAAAAGCACGAGCUAACUUUAGUUAUAUACUAAAAUAUGGGGCGAGAAUCUUUACCUGUGAAUAUUUUUUCAUCGGCCAACUAGGAGGAAAAUACAUCAAAAUCAAGAUGGUCGCCAAUAUGGCCGUCGGAAACGUGUUAACACUUAAAUGUUCAAUAAAAGUGUAGAUGUUGUGUUAAGUUUGAAUAUUUUACUUUUACCUACAUAAAUGUAAAUACAGGAAUCAAAGUCAUAAGAGGCAUUUCUAUAAAUACAAGUCUACUAACUUGCUCAUUCAUCCAUCCAUACAAUCACGCACAAAUUCAUUAUUCACUCACU